This is a messenger RNA of Suhomyces tanzawaensis NRRL Y-17324, 342 nucleotides long. RefSeq lists its product as uncharacterized. The annotation marks the transcript as partial. The record is from RefSeq and is a predicted model, not a curated record. The transcript is spliced from 3 exons. Gene Ontology annotation, cellular component: MBF transcription complex; SBF transcription complex. Gene Ontology annotation, molecular function: transcription regulator activity; DNA binding. Lineage: Eukaryota; Fungi; Ascomycota; Pichiomycetes; Serinales; Debaryomycetaceae.
CCCCACCACCACGUCACACCUGGAGGAUACCUGACGCUGGCCAUCGACCCUGUACGCAACUACUUGACGGUGUACGAGUACCUGGUCAACAACCACUGGAUCAUCUGGGACUACGAGACGGGUUUUGUCCAUUUAACAGGCAUCUGGAAGGCGUCUUCGUCACUCAAGGCCGACAUCGUCAAGCUCCUUGAGUCCACCCCCAAGCAGUACCAGCCAUAUAUCAAGCGCAUUCGAGGCGGCUUCCUCAAGAUCCAAGGUACCUGGUUGCCGUUCAACCUCUGUCGCGUGUUGGCACGCCGCUUCUGCUACUACAUCCGCUACGAGCUCAUUCCAAUCUUUGGC